Labrus bergylta (ballan wrasse) is the source of this 1228-nucleotide messenger RNA. RefSeq names its product bcl-2-like protein 1. The record is from RefSeq and is a predicted model, not a curated record. Gene Ontology annotation, biological process: intrinsic apoptotic signaling pathway in response to DNA damage; extrinsic apoptotic signaling pathway in absence of ligand; negative regulation of intrinsic apoptotic signaling pathway. Gene Ontology annotation, molecular function: protein heterodimerization activity; protein homodimerization activity. NCBI's taxonomy places the organism in Eukaryota, Metazoa, Chordata, Actinopteri, Labriformes, Labridae. Gene Ontology annotation, cellular component: mitochondrial outer membrane.
GGCCAACCGCCAGCGUGCAUCACUAUUGAGGCCACAGUGCAGCUGCAAAAAUGCCAAUAUUGUGUCUUUAUAUAGAACUGCGGCUUUGGUAACUCCAGAGCUGCAAUAUCUUAGUGAAAAUACUGUUUUUAAACAGGUGUAAGUAUAACUGUAAACAAGAAUUACCCCAGAACAGCUGAGUGGUUGUAGUUUUUAGUUGUUUUCGACGCGUUUCCUAUGGACUGUUUAUAAACAGCUAGUUAGCAUUCAUAGCUAAAAAUGGUAGUGUUUGUGUGACGUGUGCCCAGAGCUGUCAACAAUGGCACCAUAAGGUGGAGAAGCUCUGAUGUGGCAGCAGACAGACUGAGAGGAAUGGCAGCAGUAACCAUGUUGUCUCAUUAGGCUGGCUGUGCAUUGGAGGUUUACAGUUAAUAAUGUCAUACAGUAACAGAGAGCUGGUGGAGUUCUUCAUAAGCUACAAACUGUCUCAGAGGAACUAUCCAACCUAUGUGCUGAGGUCAGAGGAUGCUGGUGAAAGGACUGAGGGAGACAUGGAAAACUCUGCUGCCAGUAAUGGCUUUUUGGUCAACAGCAGGAACCGGGCCGGCCAGUCAGUGAUGUCAUCAUCCCCACACACCGACAUAGAGGCUGUAAAGGCAGCUCUUCUGGACUCUGCAGAUGAGUUUGAGCUUCUCUUUACGCAGGCCUUUAGUGACCUUUCCUCGCAGCUUGACAUUACUCCCAACACAGCCUAUCACAGCUUUAAGAGUGUGAUGGACGAGGUUUUCAAGGAUGGAGUCAACUGGGGGCGUAUAGUAGGCCUGUUUGCCUUUGGCGGUGUACUGUGUGUGGAAUGCGUCCAGAAGGAUAUGGGUGAACUGGUUUCCCGCAUCGCAGGCUGGAUGACUACGUACCUGGAUGAGCACAUUAGUGCAUGGAUCGAGAGCCAGGGAGGAUGGGACUGCUUUGUUGAAAUUUUCGGACGGGGCGCUGUUGGAGAAGUGAGGAGAUCUCGGGAAACUCUCACCAGAUGGCUGCUAGUUGGAAUGGCGCUGCUAAUGGGAGUCGUGGUUGGUGUUUACAUCGCUAAGAAACAUUAAAGGCACUCCAUCUCAUCUGCUGUGGCACACCUUGUGUAAUGCUACGCACAUAAAAAGAAAAGGCAAGGCAAGUUUAAUCAUAGAGCACCAUUCAUACAUAGAGCAAUUCAAAAUGCUUUACAUAGGUAAAAACAAACUAGAACUCAAAA